AUGACAGGCUACAGUCGAGUUGAUAUAAUGCAAAAAAGUGGCAACUGUUCCUACCUCUAUGGAGAACAGACGACACAGGAAAUGAAGGAGCGUUUAAUGCAAGCCCUGGAUAAUCAAACCAAAGAACAACUGGAAAUUCUCCUCUACAAGAAAAACCGCACUCCUCUUUGGCUGAUGGUCUACAUAGCGCCAGUGGUGAAUGAAAGAGCUGAGACGGUUCUUAUGCUCCUUACUUUUCGUGAUAUCACUGCACUGAAGACUCCUAUUGACGACGAUGAAUCUAAUAAAGGUGAGUGA
Molecule: messenger RNA, 297 nt
Organism: Hydatigera taeniaeformis
Lineage: Eukaryota; Metazoa; Platyhelminthes; Cestoda; Cyclophyllidea; Taeniidae
Source: the annotation of a GenBank genome assembly